Molecule: messenger RNA, 3273 nt
Organism: Xyrauchen texanus (razorback sucker)
Lineage: Eukaryota; Metazoa; Chordata; Actinopteri; Cypriniformes; Catostomidae
Product: ras-related protein Rab-1B-like
Exons: 6
Coding region: 283-888 (201 amino acids)
Molecular function (GO): GTPase activity; GTP binding
Source: RefSeq, a predicted model, not a curated record
CAGCCAUCUUGUACUUCGAGCGAGGUGCAGAUAGGAAGGAAGAAAAAAAAAACGGCAGGACAAAAUACCAGUGUUUUGUAUUAUACGAUCAGUAAUGUCCGUCAAGUGACCGAAUCUAACGAAGACAGUGUUGAGGUGUGAUCGGUGGGGGUAAAUCAGAGGAAGUUGCCCCAGUGCCCCUGAUUUUAAGACGGACAAGUCAUCAUCAUCAUCAUCAUCUCUAUCUCUUCUGCUCGAAGAGGAAAGAGUCAGAACUCCUGCUGAGCCAAACGAAAACACACCAUGAAUCCAGAAUAUGAUUACCUGUUCAAACUGCUCCUCAUCGGUGACUCUGGAGUGGGGAAGUCAUGUCUUCUAUUGAGAUUUGCUGAUGACACAUACACAGAGAGCUACAUCAGCACCAUAGGCGUGGACUUCAAGAUCCGCACUAUUGAACUGGAUGGCAAGACCAUUAAGCUACAGAUUUGGGAUACUGCAGGGCAGGAAAGGUUUCGCACCAUCACCUCCAGUUACUACAGAGGAGCCCAUGGCAUCAUUGUGGUCUAUGAUGUCACAGAUCAAGAGUCAUAUAACAAUGUGAAACAGUGGCUGCAGGAAAUAGACCGCUAUGCAAGCGAAAAUGUCAACAAGCUGCUGGUGGGAAACAAGUGUGACCUCACCACCAAGAAAGUAGUGGACUACACAACAGCCAAGGAAUUUGCUGAUUCUUUAGCCAUCCCCUUCCUUGAGACAAGCGCUAAGAAUGCCACGAAUGUGGAGCAGGCCUUCAUGACUAUGGCUGCCGAGAUCAAGAAACGCAUGGGCCCUGGAGCAACAACCGGAGGAGACAAGCCCAACCUGUUGAUCGAUAGCACUCCUGUGCGGCAGUCAGGUGGUGGCUGCUGUUGAAGAGCCUGAGCGUGCGCGCACACACACACACACACACACACACACACACGCCAACCAUCCCUUCUCCCUUAAACACAUUUUCUCACACACACCAAAAAGCUCAUGGAAAAUUCUCAUGGGAGGAACCACUGCAUUAAGAGCCAAUGUUCUGAACACCUUACGGCUUCUUUUUGAAAUAGAAUAUUUUAUGACAUCACAGUCUUCUUGUUUUUAUUGUCCAGUUUCCUGUACAUCAGCCCCACCUACAUCAAUAACCCCACCCCUUUGUUCUUCAAGUCCAGACUGGAGGUUUUGUACAGUCAUAUGUUCAUGCAUAGAGAUGUCUAUGAUAAGAGAAAAUCUAGGGGUGAUGCUCAAUUCUCCUAUUAAACUCCAGUGGAGAGGUUGUUUAAAUUGAAGAUAACCCAUUUCUCUUGUAUUUCUUAUUUACACGCACACACAAGUUGUAAUGUAUACAUUACAUGUAUACACUUGAAUGAUUUAAGGUUUUGUGCGUGAGGGCAUGGCUUCUUAGGCUGACAGGAAGUCAACAGUGCAUACAAUGUUGGCAAUAUUCUACUUGUGCUCAUCCUACUAGUAUAUUAUUGUUAUUAUGGUGAUUUUUAAGACUGAUUUUUUUCUGUAGUUUUUCUAAUGAAGGCUUGUACAAAGGCUUACUGCUGUCAGAUUACCUCAUGUGGUAAGGGGGGGGGACUACGGUUGUUUUUUGUUUGUUUAUAGUCUGGACUUUUUGGUGGGUCCGGGGUUUAGGUUGGUUGAUGAAAGCUACUGUUCCCUCUGUUACCUCAAUGACCAUGGCUUCUUUUGUCCAAACUGGAGACUGAACAUCUGAGUAUCUUGAACUCGGCACUUUUUGACGUGGUUGAUUCCUCCCAUUGUCAGCAUUUUUGUGGCUUUGGUGUGGAAGCUUUACAUUUUGGUAUAAUUUUACCAUCUUGUUGUGUUGGACAUCCACUGAAGCCAGUAAACCUUAAGUGCUCCCAAAAUGGUCCAUCAUGCAUAGCAAGUGUUUGUGCUUGCGGUAUAUGCAUGUAUUUAUUUCCAUACAGUAAAAAUAUUAGCAUUUUUGUGAGGGCCUUAAUUUUUUCACCAAUUAAAAUGUGUUAUUAGGAGCCAGUUCGGUGUGUCUGAACAAAGGAAUAUUGGGAUUGACUGGUCUUUUAUAGAAGUCCGGAUAUGACCUCCCAUUUUCGUUAAUGAAACUUUAGACCUAACAUGAAUCAAUCAAUCUCUCUGGAUACUUACAGUACUUUGGGACCUUUCUUAAGAACUUUCAAGUGAAGUAUCUUUAUUUUUAGUGCAGAACCUCAUUCAGAUGUUGCCUUGGGUGAUUUGAUAGGUUCAAAUGGAUGCUCUAGGGCAACCCAGAGCCUCUAUGCUCAUCUCCAUGAGGUUAAAUGUCAGACUUGUCUACAUUCAGCAAAUUUCGAACACAGACUCUAUGGGUGAUUGUGAUUUAGUCCUGCUAUCCUCUGUUGGCCUGACAGCAGUGUUUUUGACCUGGCUGUUUAUUAUGUGCAACUUGGAUCUGUAAAAGCAUAGAUAUCAUAAACUUCACUACUAUUAGUGCAUCCCUCUGUCUUAAAUAGGAUAGUUUCACCGUCAUUAUAUUGGAUCACUUAAUGCCAGUGUAAUCUAGUUUUGACACCACUAACACUUGCCAAUGCUAACUUAACCACACAGUUUUGUCACUAACAAUCUGCGGUGGAUUUGCUUGUAGUAUUUUGUAACUGAAUUGGUAGCGUUGGGUUGGAGGGGGCAGUAGCAGGGAUAUGGGUGUGUGUGCAGUGACCGGGAAUGAGGGAUGAGCAAGGGGCAACUGUGUUAGGGAACAUUCUUUUUGAUUUUAAAAUGAAAAGUUAUGUCUGUGUGAAAUUAAAACCAUAUCAGAAAGUUAAAUUUAAAACCCACACAUUCACACAUUAAAAACAAGUGCUUUUUUUGGGGAUGUUUUCUGAAUGGUCAUUUGUUUUCUCAGAAGGUUUGUUAUGAUGAUUUUUCUUUUCUUUUCUUGGAAUUUAAGAGUUUUGUGCUGUGUGUCUGUUAUCGGAAGAAUUGGGGUGGGGGGUCUGAUUAGGAAAGGGGAGGGUUGGUUGUAAAUGUGAUGAAACGUUCUUAUGCUUUUCAACUUUUCUAUUUUUACUUUUUUCACAUUAGUCACAUUAGCACAUCUUAUUUUGGAAUUAGGACAUGGCGAUGGUAAAAUGGCAGGCACCUCUUUAGUAGUUUCCCUGUCUUAUAUACAGGCACAUGCUCUUUCUCUCCCCUGUUUGCUUGCUCAUCCCGGUGCUCUGUUUCAUAGCUGGGUUUGAUCUUGUUUUCUCUUCUAUGUACAUAUUAUAAAUAUAUAUAAUAAAAAUUAUCAACAUGAGAAUUAAAGAUGAC